CGUUAGAUUCAGCUGUCGUGCGGCAAGCCACCGAAACUGAGUUUGGACCAGGUGUGCUCAAGUUGAGCAAAUAGGGAUUCCGAACUAGAUUCCGAAUUGAUUAUCAGUCGCAAUGUCGGACAAGAAAGCCCCGGACAUGGAGUUGAAGAAGGCUUUUGGCGAGCUCCAAGCCAAGAUGUUGGAGACGCAGCAAAAGAUGAAGUUGUCGGAUUUGCAGAUUGAGAACUACAAACGGAGCAUGACUCACGCCCAACUCACGGAUCAGGAAAUUGGAUCCUUGCCCUCGGACGCGAAGCUCUAUGAGUCCGUGGGAAGAAUGUUUAUCAUUAGCUCCAAAGAUGAAGUGGCUAAAGGGUGAAUAUAAUCUUGCAUUCUUCU
Messenger RNA from Tigriopus californicus, 378 nucleotides. It is a transcript of the gene Pfdn1, whose product is annotated as prefoldin subunit 1-like. The transcript has a single exon. Gene Ontology annotation, cellular component: prefoldin complex; cytoplasm. Lineage: Eukaryota; Metazoa; Arthropoda; Copepoda; Harpacticoida; Harpacticidae. The record is from RefSeq and is a predicted model, not a curated record. Gene Ontology annotation, molecular function: protein folding chaperone. Bases 113 to 358 code for a protein of 81 amino acids. Gene Ontology annotation, biological process: protein folding.